Molecule: messenger RNA, 2196 nt
Organism: Fusarium tjaetaba
Lineage: Eukaryota; Fungi; Ascomycota; Sordariomycetes; Hypocreales; Nectriaceae
Exons: 5
Coding region: 1-2196 (731 amino acids)
Source: RefSeq, a predicted model, not a curated record
AUGGACCCUUUAUCGAUAGCGACAGGUUGCGCUACUCUCAUUUCAACCAUAGGGUCCCUCUCACUGUCCAUCAACACCUUUGUUCGCACUUGUCGCGAGGCUCGGAGUGAUCUUGACAGGGUGGCCCGUGAGCUGCUCUCUCUACAAACAGUCCUUGACCUUAUCCAGGAAGACGUGGCUGAUGAGAGCAAGACAUUUCCUACGACUCUCGAACGCCACGUCUCUGGCAUAAUAAUCAACUGUAACUCGGUGGUCGUAGAGCUACAGGAGAUUAUCACGAAAUAUGGCGGCGAUAGUCGACUCAAAUCCAAGGCUGGUUGGGCUAUCAACGGACAAGGAGAUGUCUCAAAGUUGCGCUCAAACUUACACGUUACCAAGGAGAUAAAAAACGACACAUCUGAGAUCCGGAAUGACACAUCAGCAAUAAAAGAUGACACAGCGCAAAUCCUGGAAGAAAUACUUCGCCUUCAACAACGGUUGCCAAAGCAAGGAGGAAACGACUACAUACUUCAGAACUUCCUUGAAGCGAUGACGACAUAUACUGAGAAGGCCUUGGAUGGCGCAUCCAUCGACGGGGGGGAUUCCAGCACAAAAGCGCCGUCUUUUGUCCUUGAGACUGAUGAAGGGAGCCAGAAGCCUUCCAAUCCUACUCAUCCCUCGGACUGGAAAUCGGAUUCCGCAGCCAGUGACCUAGUCUCAUACAAGUCGAAGAAGAAGAGAUCGGAAGAACAACAGCACGAAGAAAGGUUGGCUGAAGCAAAACUGAAAGAUGUCCAACGGUCGCUCGAGUCUACACAACAACAACCGGCCGCUUUCAAUCACGCAGGUCAUCGGGAACCUUCCGAGGGAGAUGAUGAACUGUGGUCAGAACUGCCCAAGUCUGCUUAUAUUGAAGAUUUCGAGAGGUCUCCAGUUGAGAGUCAUCAAGAGCCUUCCGAAGAAGGCGAUGACCCGGGGCCAGAACUGCCCAAGUCUGCUUACAUUGAAGAUUUCGAGAGGUCUUCAGUUGAGAGUGUUGAGAGUGAGACAGAGUGGUGGGAGAAAAGGCAAAAGGAGUGGCAAGCUCUCGCAAACCAGUCAUCUUAUCCCGAAGUUGAGCGUUCAACGACACCAGUCCAGUCUACUCCAUCACAGGAUGAUGGACAAAGAGACGCUGGAAUGCGUCAUCCACAGCACACAAGAGUGUCUGAGAGUGAUGAUAAACGCUCUAACGAUUACGGAAAGAAGUUGUCAGCAACACCAGACAACUACUACAUGGAGAUCGAGAGAUAUUACUAUAGAUUAUUGAUCAGCUGGCCCAUGCCAACCGCGAUCACUGACCUCCUGUCGGAAGAUUACGCCAUGGAAUCCUCCUGGAAUAGCUUCACAGCUUUGACGUGCACAGCACAAGAGUUUCCUUUCCUGAAGGACGUUUCCCAAGCCCUGCGACCCAUGCGAAUUCCGAGGCCCAGAAACAUUAAAAUUGUCUUCUAUAUCCCUGUGACUACCCAGACUACGUCUUCUUGCUUCCAACGCCAGUGGGAAUUUAUCAAUAUUGCAGUUGCUGGAUUAACAUGGCGUCUAGAGCUGGGUGGAGAUGUCCCGCCGCCAUGGCACAACAUCAUCAUUGUCGUCGAGGGACCUCCGAGAUGGGACGGGAUUAAUCCUGAGAUUGAGGUUAUUCUGACAGAGCUGGGAAUACUUUAUAAAUCAGAUAACUUGGUUGCUAGAGUUGACGGCGUGGAGUUAGACCCUCCUUAUCAUAAAGACCAUUGCAAUGUCGGUGGCCAGAUAAUCUUUUGGACAAUACACGAGUAUACAGUGCCGCCAACGAUCCGUCCCCAACAUGCCUGUACCAAGAACAUUAUGGGCACGGAACCACUCCAGGUGAUUGCAGUAGCACCGCAGUGGUCUCCAUUAGAUUGGACAUCUCACAAACCAGCCCUUCCGCUUAACUGGGCUGCAGCUGUUUGCGAGGUCUUGAAGCCAGAGUUCAUCGUGUCUCUGCCAGAACAUCAGAUCAGGGAUAUACCGUCCCCUGGGGAGUUUCUUAAGGGCGUAUGGACUUGUCAAAUACGGUUCAGAAGGUCAAAAAGCCCGAAAAUCAACCAAUGUGUCUUGACUUCUCCCGAUCAGUUCCAGGCGGAUCGCAAAAAGAUGAUCACACGUGCAGAAGGAGCCCGAGGGUUUGCUAGAAGGCUCUUUGGAAAGUCUUGA